Molecule: messenger RNA, 2492 nt
Organism: Ixodes scapularis (black-legged tick)
Lineage: Eukaryota; Metazoa; Arthropoda; Arachnida; Ixodida; Ixodidae
Exons: 1
Coding region: 432-2492 (686 amino acids)
Source: RefSeq, a predicted model, not a curated record
UGUCCGACUUGGAACGAAUCGUUCCACUGCUCGACGGCUUUGGCAACAAGAAUUCAAACAUCAGCUUCCGCACAGACGACAUUGCCGAGCGCAUGGCCCAAACGAUUGCGAACGUCAAACUCACUCCUUCGAAACCUGCAAAAAGUUUCGAUACCUUCGACACAUACAGGCAGCUGGCCGUAGCCUUGGAUAAGCUAGGGAGUCCCCAUUCCAUCAGCGAAACCAUGUACAUCUUUAGAGACAUUGUGGAAAACGAACCCAGAAAAGACAAGAUUGUACGCGUCUUAGACGAACGAGUUAGAUCGGCGCGCGCGGUAACCGUCUCCACAUUCAAGCCAUUGGAGCUUCCGGAGCUUUCAAAAGUCCAGAUUGAAAUCAUAUAAAGAACCGGAUUAUCGACUCGCAAAAAAAUAUCCAACAGGCGUGUGACAAUGGAGUUUGCGAACCGAACGUGUACGCAGAAAGGCAAGGGACCUUGUUGGACCUGGCACGAAAUAACACUGAUGAAUUCAAUCCUUUACACAGUCGGCAUGGAGCUGAAAGAAACGAUCGACGAGCCAGGCGCUUUCGCCCUGAGGGACUUCUCGAGAAUCGUGUUUGUCCAAAACACAAACGACUUUCGCAGCCCGGACUACGACUGCCGCAACCUGCUCUACUCGCUCCUACGCUACCACUCGUGCAUACGCUGUGUGGAGUUUUCGCAGUACGUAAUCGGAUCUUCGACUACCAAGCGGCUUUACGGAGCCAUGAAACACAACCGGGGACUGCGUGCGUUCGAAAUAAAUGUCUUUCAGGAGUUGCCGUCCGAACUCCUCGACGCCUGGGGAACCCUGACCAGACUGGAGAAGCUCGUCCUCGUCUGCACAAACGUGCCGUGCCAAAACCAAUUCGCCGCAUUGCUGGCGCGUCUUCCCCUAAAGUGGAUAGAACUCGUUCAGAUAAACAGAGGAGACGAGCCCGUAGAUCUUUUACGAGACGUCGCACGAGACCCGAGGCAUCUGCAGACGCUGCGUCUAGAGUCGUGUGUGGUCAAUCACUACGCUAGCGGCCUAUGUCAGAUCCUGAGACACAAACGUUGCGUCGUUAAAGACUUGACCCUAAAAUGCCGCUGGCGGGAUGCCGCCGCUGUAGCCUUUGCAAACGCCCUGACGGAGAACCAAACACUCCGACGACUGAACUUCGACGGUUCACAAUUCCCUCCGUCGUUCGUCGAGCGUCUCUCGGACUAUAUCGCCUCGAACCCCGAAGAGUUGGAGUCGUUAGUUUUGUCGCGAUGCGCUCUGACCGACACAUCGGUAAGGACCAUCGCCCGCGGUCUGAGUACGAAUAGGACUCUACUCAAUGUCGACUUUAGCUACAACAACCUUUCGCACGCCACUCAGUCGGCAUUGCUACGAGCGUUGACAUUCCACUGUCCAGUCGUAGGUGAUAGGAAACGGGAGUUGCUACUGUGCAACUACGACUCGCUCGACCCUUUUUGGGGAUACGAUUUGCACGUCAUGAGCGUAGAGAAACCGACGCAGGCGUCGUGUGCCAAACUGGGCGGACGGACCCUCGACUCCAUUCGCACCAUGAAACUUUUUUGGGACGACUACCUCUACGACACAUGCAAGAUUCUACUCAAGUCCAAAUCUCUACGAAAGUUGCACGUGAAUUUCCCACCAAGCGACGAGAUCGCGUCAAACUUUAUCACCCUAGCUGAUUUUCUCAAAGAAACGACGUCCGUUCGCGAAUUUUACAUCGAUUCGCCGUGCAGCACCACUUGCAUGGCGACCUCGAUCUUUAAGGCUUUGGCCGAUAAUCGAAGCGUGGUCGUGUUCCGGUGGCCAGAGUGCGUGAUAGACGAUAGGAAGAGCGAUCUACUCAACGCUCUGGAAGAGCUAUUUCGAAAAAACAAGACUCUUAUCGACCUCUCCAUCGGCGUCCACCCCAACGCGCACGAAAAGGUGGCUCGUGCGAUCGGCGAGAACAUCCUGUCGUUCGACUACGCGUCCACCUAUCGGUCGUUUCCGAUGAAGGAGGUUCUCGGGAGGAAUCUCUACCGCUGCAACAGGGCUCUAGAUCUCGUUAGAGACCCCUAUUGCGUGACGGCAAACCUACCCGUCAGUACUGUCGCGAAACUGGAAAGCGUCCUUUUUACGAGCUACUUUGCCGAGCACUAUGCUCGGGUGGUUGGCGAUGGUCGACUACCCGAACUGUUGAAGCGUUAUCGCCAAUACGUUGCGCGGCAUUUCUUCCGACUCGUUGGUCUGAGCUCCGACAUGGCUACCGACGCCAGCCCGUUCAUGAAUUACGAUUGCUGGUUCGAAGUGUCUUCGAAACUUAAAUUGAGCGACGUCGUUUUCGAAAAAUCUUUAGACGACCUUAUUACUACGUGCAGAACUUGUUUGCGAGCCAUAGCUCUCCACCACAAAAACUUUCGCGACGCCUGCCUCUGUCACAUUGAGCAACAUCCCGUUGGUGUUUCAAGGUCGCCUACGAUGAUACGAUAA